AUGGAAUACGCGGCCGAACAUCCUGAGGACCCGGCUGUCUUGCCAUGGGCUUCGGACUUCCACGAUACAGCAGGAGAACACAUGGAAAACAUGAUUGCGUGGCACGAAGUACAAUUUGUCGCCCGAUAUUGCAGGCAUGAAAGUGUAGAGGAAUGGAUUGCGGACACUCCGGUUGUCUAUUAA
Cladophialophora bantiana CBS 173.52 is the source of this 183-nucleotide messenger RNA. RefSeq lists its product as uncharacterized. The coding region runs from base 1 to 183 and encodes 60 amino acids. The transcript has a single exon. NCBI's taxonomy places the organism in Eukaryota, Fungi, Ascomycota, Eurotiomycetes, Chaetothyriales, Herpotrichiellaceae. The record is from RefSeq and is a predicted model, not a curated record.